AUGCGUGGUCAGAUCACUCGAGGUAUCCUUGCCCUCUUGCUAGCGACGUCACUGCUACUGGUGCCCAUUCGUGCUGACGAUGAGGAAGGAGUAAUUGAUGAUGAUGAGUAUGCCGACGUUCAGCGUGCACACCUAAUCGUCCGCAAGUUUGUCAAGGAUGAGCUCGUUGUGCAAGGAAAGAACGUUACUGUGGAGAUUGACAUCUAUAACUCGGGAUUGAGCACUGCGGAUGCAGUCAAGUUCCAGGAUGUGCUCCCAGCCGAAGCCUCGCUUGUGGAAGGCUCCUUAGAAGCGGAUCUGGGUAAAGUUUCUAUUGGCAGCCACGUCAAGCACAGCUACGUUAUUGUGUUCAACACCGGCAGCGUGGAAGUCACUCUGCCGACGGCGCUUGUUACUUACGUGUCUGACUCUGAAACCAACGAGGUUACGGAGGGUGCCUCCACAGCCAUGGCGCUUUACGUUAUGACCCCUGUCCAGCAGCUGCAGCGGUACGCCCUCCAAGCGGGUGCUUAUGCGAGCCUCGGGUUCGCCCGUACCCCCUCGGACUGGCGCAACCUGGCAAUCAUCAUUGGUGUCGUGAGCAGUCUCCUCGGUGGCAACUGGGUCGUGAAGAAGGUGCAAGCCUCAAACGUGAAUCGGAAACGUGCAGCGGCUCUACGGGAGCUGGAGAAGAGCGAUUAA
Messenger RNA from Volvox carteri f. nagariensis, 681 nucleotides. RefSeq lists its product as uncharacterized. Lineage: Eukaryota; Viridiplantae; Chlorophyta; Chlorophyceae; Chlamydomonadales; Volvocaceae. The record is from RefSeq and is a predicted model, not a curated record. The transcript has 4 exons. Bases 1 to 681 code for a protein of 226 amino acids. Gene Ontology annotation, cellular component: endoplasmic reticulum.